AUGGGCCGAGAACUUAAAUCAGAGUCUCAGGAUGCGACGCCAACGCAGGCACAUACACGGACUCUUCACUGGAGCCGGGUCCUGGAUGAGAUCGCGGAGCACGGCAUCAGGAUUUACCAACUCCCCGACGCAGACUCUGAUGAGGACGAAGAGUUCAAGGAGCAAACCAGAGUCCUGAAGGCCAGCGUCCCCUUCGCGGUGAUCGGCUCUAACCAGCUCAUCGAGGUCCAGGGGAAGAAGAUCCGCGGGCGUCUGUAUCCGUGGGGCGUGGUGGAGGUGGAGAACCCAGAGCACAACGACUUCCUCAAGCUGCGCACCAUGCUCGUGACUCACAUGCAGGACCUUCAGGAGGUGACCCAGGACCUGCACUAUGAGAACUUCCGCUCAGAGAGACUGAAGAAAGCCGGAAGAUCUGCGGAUGAAGAGGUGCUGGAUAAAGACCAGAUCCUCUUACAGAAAGAGGCCGAGCUGCGGCGCAUGCAGCAGAUGAUCGCACAGAUGCAGGCGCAGAUGAACAUGAAGUCGGACGAGUAG
Knipowitschia caucasica is the source of this 534-nucleotide messenger RNA. The record is from the annotation of a GenBank genome assembly. NCBI's taxonomy places the organism in Eukaryota, Metazoa, Chordata, Actinopteri, Gobiiformes, Gobiidae.